Physella acuta is the source of this 3638-nucleotide messenger RNA. RefSeq lists its product as uncharacterized. NCBI's taxonomy places the organism in Eukaryota, Metazoa, Mollusca, Gastropoda, Physidae. The record is from RefSeq and is a predicted model, not a curated record.
CGCUAACGACACACAGACGAAAUAAAAUUGCCAACCAUACACGUAGGUGUAGUGGUAACACUUGAGAUCGUCAGAGGAAUUUCCCGAUUAUCUUUCCUUGCUAUGUAUUCAGAUUUUUGAAUGGUGAACGAAAUCUUAAUAUAAAUAACCACUGACAGAGCACAGGCUUACAGUGAAUAUAAAGUUGUUAAAGCGUGUCUUUGUAAUAUAAGUUCCUGCAUAUUUUAGUGAUGUAACUAGGAUUUUUUUAAAGGAUAUCUCUUUAGUGUAGUAAAAUGAGGUGAAGGAUGGGCAAAAAAUUCUAGAGAGACGUAGAUUUCUAUUUCCUAUGUGAUCAGUUCAUAAACUCGUUCUGUGGAUACUAGAAGAUAUAAACAUGCUGAGGUAAAAAAAAAGUGAAAGAUCUUCCAUAGAAAAACCAAGAGAAGAUGGAGCUCACUGUGCUGAUUGUGUGUUGUGUUCUGGCAACAGUGUCUAGCAUAACGGCAUCUACAGUAACUGUAUCCUAUGCAACGUCAACGAUGAGUUCGACGUCGUCAACAAUGCUGCAAAGUAAUGUUACUUCCAGCGAGAAUACCACACAGACGACCAACACGACCUCGGUGAAUAUGACAUCGCCAGCAAACACCAGCGAGGCGACAAACACAACCACACAGCCGUCAAGCAGUCAAAGCUCAACAGCCACCACGUUAAACACAACACAAACCUCCAGCACGAUUUCAACAACUUCUGAAUACUCUGCUCAAGGAUCAUCCUCAUUAGUGACCACCACACCAAGUCCAACAACAACACUAACUCAGACGUCAGCUAUACCAUCAAUUACAUCCUCACCAGCCCCUGAAUCAACCUCAAUCUCAUCACCAGCCCCAACAGCAACUUCAACACCAGUUACAACCUUAGCACCAACUACAUCAUCGACAGCAACAACAACAGUCCAAACAUCCAUUCCGACAAACAUUCUAAUCCCCACAACCCUUCCAACAACCACCACAACAACCUCGCAGCCGACAACAACUGCAUCAGUUAUGAGUAAUAUAUUGUCGAUGAACGUCACAGCAGCAGCUUCUCAUUAUGCUUAUUUUGAAUGCAAUUCUACCCUGCUUAAUUCGUUUUUCGCCUGCCUUUGUGGCACAUCCUAUCAGUGCAGAAUUCCCCUGACUUUCCGUCAAGGAUCUAAUUACCUUUAUGACCCAGGCGAAGUUGAACAAAGCGGCCAAACCUCCUCUAAUGAAAUUUUUAUUUGUAGAAUUGACGACCUAAAUUCUUUACAGCGUACAUAUUUGAACUGCAGUCGUGGGCAGACUUCUUGUGGUAACUGCGGACAUUUUAAUUUCACAUCCAGCCAGUGCAGUGGUCGAUCAACACAAGUCAAAUGGAGUGUUAUACAGUCAGUGAAACUAGGGUAUUAUUCAAACAUUGUUAAUAUCGUCUGCGACUCUUCCAAUGUGCAGUGCGCCCAGGCAACACCACCGCCUGCCAAUUCUGGCACCACUACCACCAGCACCGUUAAAUCAGACGCCUUAAUCCAGUCAGGUGAAACCGGAAAUACCGGUCUAAUUUUAGGUCUGGUCUUCGGCUUCCUUGUCUUAGCUGUCGUCGUUGCCAUGGCGAUAUUUUGGUGGAAACAGCGCAACGACAAAAUGAGAGGAUCCACAGUUUUUGACGACGACUCCACCCCAGCACAAUUCACUAACGGCUCCACCAAUGAUUACGUCACUUCCUCUACAUCCUCCGCAAAAGCCAACAACGCCAGGCCUUAUGUUAACAUCGGGGUUAAAGAUGGCCGAAACGGUUCGGGAAUUUCCGGUGAGUACAACGCAGGGUACCAGGAGGUCGAGUUGUUAGCCCAUCCGGGGACGGGCAACGGGAAAGCCCCACCCCACCCACAAGACCCGGGGUUGAAAACAAAACCAGAUCUAAACUUUAACCAAACGGACGAACCCGACGGAGAAGACGACAGCGAUUCCUCCUGGUCAGACGAAUCCGAACAAGAAGACGAUACGGAACCGAACAACGAAUACAGCAGGCUAGGAAACAUCGCCGCCAGACAAAAUCUUAACGACUACGGUGCAGCCAACUCUCCCUCCUCCAACUACAAUCUAACAGCCACACCCACUUCCGGUCAACAAUCUCGCGACUUGCCACACCCACCCCCUCAGGUGAUAGAGCUCUCUACCCCCGGGGUUAAACUAAAAAACGACUACGACUACCCUACCGUGUCGUACCCUCGUGAAUCUAAGAUCUACAACGAGGUGGACGACGAAGAAGAAGGAUCCGCACAGCGAAAUAGCGAGGUCUAUACUACGAUCAACGAGACACAACUCCCAGAGCCGCAGUCUAGGGGCAGCAACUACAACCCUUACUUCGAGCUGGAUAUAGACUCCAUGUGUGGUUCCAAGAGCGGCACUUAGAUUGUCUAACUUUGUUGACUAUACUGUAGAUAACAAUGACAUUUAAAAUCUAUAUUUUAAAGAGCGACACAUAGGUUAUAUACAUUUAUGUGACGAUAUAUUAGAUAACAUUGAAAUGUUCAAAGAGUGGUGAUUUGGUUAUCUAACCUUAUGUGACGAGGGUCUAGAGAGCAAGGAAUUGUUAACUUUGUGCAUAAUUCAAAAAGUGACCCUUAGCUUAUCUACCCUUGUGUGACGUUCCAAUAUGUAACAACGAAUAUUUUCAAUAUUUUGCAAAGGUUGUUAAUAAUCGUGUAUGUACUGAUUAGUAUUUUAUUGUUUAUUAAUGGAAAGGUUCAAAAAGACAAAGUUAUACAAUCCAUGUAGAAUAUAUGACGCAAAGAACGAUAGUUAUAUUAUCUUUUGAUAACAAAUACCAGUUUAAUUGCUUGUAUAUUCCGGGUUCAAAUCCUGGCGAAGACCCCAUAUCCAGGAAUUUCUAAUGAGUACAUAACCCACGGUAGGAAAGUAAAGACGGCUGAUUACAUUAUACCUUAAUAUAUCGAGUUCAUGGAAACAGGUAAAUCUACUUCACUUGCUGCACGGACCAGAUAGGUUCGAAACGGUAGCUGCAGGAAAUAUUGACAGGGAUCAAAAGCUGUUUGAGAUAUAUAUUUAAUUACAGUAUUUUACAUUAAAUAAAGUUUUUUAAAAUUGUUUAAUAUAUCAGAAAAAUCAACUGAAUAUAUUGUGAUUAUCAAAAAUCAGGGAAUACUCUUCAAACUUUGUUUGAUUGUCAAUUGUCAGUUUCGAAUUCUCUAUAUUAAAAUAAAUGUAUAUAAUAUAAUAUAUAAUUGUACACAUCUGUAUAAACAGUGAUACAUAUUAUUUUAUUUGCGAAUGAGUAUGAGUGUUUAAAGCUUUUAUUAAACAGUGUCUUAACUUAUAUCAAGCAUAACUGCAUUAAUUUUAAUACGCUAUGUUUUACUAUGUCAUUAUUGAAGUGUCAUCAUUUUUUCAUUGUGGGCCAAUACACAAGGGGCCGUCGCAGAAAGCUCCCUAUACUUGUGUCAGUCACCGGGAAUUCUCCCGGCAGUCCCCCAUGACAGUCCUGCCUCUGCCAGCUGCUUCCACGCUGUGCCCCCCCCCCCCCCCCCCCCCCCCCCACGUCUCACGUCUGGUUAUUUGAGUGUAAUUUGAGAAAUAUAUUUAUCUUUACUAACGACAUACAGAGAAUGUUAUUUUUUU